This is a messenger RNA of Pongo pygmaeus (Bornean orangutan), 2916 nucleotides long. It is a transcript of the gene SLC46A1, whose product is annotated as solute carrier family 46 member 1. Gene Ontology annotation, molecular function: transmembrane transporter activity. NCBI's taxonomy places the organism in Eukaryota, Metazoa, Chordata, Mammalia, Primates, Hominidae. The coding region runs from base 118 to 1497 and encodes 459 amino acids. Gene Ontology annotation, cellular component: plasma membrane. The transcript is spliced from 5 exons. Gene Ontology annotation, biological process: transmembrane transport. The record is from RefSeq and is a predicted model, not a curated record.
GGACGCCGGGCGCAGGCGCAGACAGCGCAAGCCCCGCGCCUCGCGUCGCUGGUCCUAGGCAGCGAGUCGCGCGCGCUAUCCGAAGCCCGCCUGGCGACAGCCCCUCCGCACACACACAUGGAGGGGAGCGCGAGCCCCCCUGAAAAGCACCGCGCCCGUCCCGCGGCUGCCGUGCUGUGCCGGGGCCCGGUAGAACCGCUGGUCUUCCUGGCCAACUUUGCCUUGGUCCUGCAGGGCCCGCUCACCACGCAGUAUCUGUGGCACCGCUUCAGCGCCGACCUCGGCUACAAUGGCACCCGCCAAAGGGGGGGCUGCAGCAACCGCAGCGCGGACCCCACCAUGCAGGAAGUGGAGACCCUUACCUCCCACUGGACCCUCUACAUGAACGUGGGCGGCUUCCUGGUGGGGCUCUUCUCGUCCACCCUGCUGGGAACUUGGAGCGACGGUGUGGGCCGCCGCCCGCUGCUAGUGCUGGCCUCGCUGGGCCUGCUGCUCCAGGCCCUAGUGUCCGUUUUUGUGGUGCAGCUGCAGCUCCACGUCGGCUACCUCGUGCUGGGUCGCAUCCUUUGUGCCCUCCUCGGCGACUUCGGUGGCCUUCUGGCUGCUAGCUUUGCGUCCGUGGCAGAUGUCAGCUCCAGCCGCAGCCGCACCUUCCGGAUGGCCCUGCUGGAAGCCAGCAUCGGGGUGGCUGGGAUGCUGGCAAGCCUCCUUGGGGGCCACUGGCUGCGGGCCCAGGGUUAUGCCAACCCGUUCUGGCUGGCCUUGGCCUUGCUGAUAGCCAUGACUCUCUAUGCAGCUUUCUGCUUUGGUGAGACCUUAAAGGAGCCAAAGUCCACCCGGCUCUUCACGUUCCGUCACCACCGAUCCAUUGUCCAGCUCUAUGUGGCUCCGGCCCCAGAGAAGUCCAGGAAACAUUUAGCCCUCUACUCACUGGCCAUCUUUGUGGUGAUCACUGUGCACUUUGGGGCCCAGGACAUCUUAACCCUGUAUGAACUAAGCACACCGCUCUGCUGGGACUCCAAACUAAUUGGCUAUGGUUCUGCAGCUCAGCAUCUCCCCUACCUCACCAGCCUGCUGGCCCUGAAGCUCCUGCAGUACUGCCUGGCCGAUGCCUGGGUGGCUGAGAUCGGCCUGGCCUUCAACAUCCUGGGGAUGGUGGUCUUUGCCUUUGCCACCAUCACGCCUCUCAUGUUCACAGGAUAUGGGUUGCUCUUCCUGUCAUUAGUCAUCACACCUGUCAUCCGGGCUAAACUCUCCAAGCUGGUGAGAGAGACAGAGCAGGGUGCUCUCUUUUCUGCUGUGGCCUGUGUGAAUAGCCUGGCCAUGCUGACGGCCUCCGGCAUCUUCAACUCACUCUACCCAGCCACUCUGAACUUUAUGAAGGGGUUCCCCUUCCUCCUCGGAGCUGGCCUCCUGCUCAUCCCGGCCAUUCUGAUUGGGAUGCUGGAAAAGGCUGAUCCUCACCCUGAGUUCCAGCAGUUUCCCCAGAGCCCCUGAUCUGCCUGGACCAGAAGACAGAGGGCAAGAGGAGCAACGUGAACACCAAACAACUGGAGAUCUGCAGCUGGGAGCCCAGCCCACAGCAGGACCAGCAGCUCUUGUCUAAGGGCAGUGCUCUCUUUGGACGAGGUAGUCAAGACAGACCAAGGCACCACCCCAUCCACAGCUGACCCAGCCUCUGUCUAGGAUCUAGAAUCAUAACCCACACAAGCCCACUGCAGGAAAGGUGGCAGAGGAGCUAUUUGGGACAGGAGUCAGUUCUCCCCUUCUGCCAUCCAUCACUUAUAACCGCACAGGCCAGAGGAGAGGUCCUGAGAGAGGUGACACCUCAGGGAUCAGAGGCAGCACAAGGGCUGGCAUCUCUCCUUCCAGCCCAAACUGCACAGCCCCAACCAGGUUCCCAACACGUGUAGCAGUCACCAGCCACUCCUUAACAAUGAAUGUGGUACCUGGUUAGUGCCAGCCUUGGGAAGGAGGGAGGGAGGUAAGAGGGGCUUGGUGAUCUCUGGAGGAAGAGUGCUGCCUUCGCUGUGGUUGGGGAAUCGAUCCUUGGCUAUGGCUUACCCACUCCCUGGGCUGAAGAGUGCCAAUCAUUAUAAACCAGCUUCAGCAAACUGAAACAAACCUUCUGGUGCCUUGGGCUUUGGGGCCCUCUGUUUUCCUGUUCCCAGUCUGCCUGCCAUACGUCAGACAACAGAAGCUGCUGGGCUGGGCAGGAGCCCUGAGCUGCCUGGUGGAUUGGUACCAAGUGGGGCCAGCCAGGGCUUCUACUGACUCGCUGUGCAACCUUGAGCAAGCCCCACUAGGAAUGGCUGGAUCAGCAAUGCCCCAAAUUGUUGAAUCGUGGUGAUCACAUUUGGAUGGACAAGUUAGGAAACUUAGCUGAUUCUCUGAGAUACUUCCCACUUCCUCAUACAUUCUACCAUGAGAUGCCUCUCUUCAUGGGCCUGGGGAAAGGAUGAAUGAGUGUGGCUGGACUUUUGACCUUUAAUGUCCCUGAGCAGUUCUUGGCCCUUGGGGAGAAGUGGGGGGAGGAUCUGGCUGACUCAGCCCCAACCGAGGGGUAGCAGCUGCAGCCCAGCCAAGCAGAACACCCUGGCCCUACAGACCUGUGUCUGAGCAGGCUUUGGAGGAAAGGCCUCUUCUGAGUCCUCUGUCUCAGGAGAAGCCAGGCCUAGGUGCUUGACCUGGUGAUCUGAGCUGUGUUUGUCCUAGUAUGGGUGGCAGUCACCUCUGAACACACUGGCCUUGGCUUAGGGGAGGCUUGUGACUUCAGCUGUUCCAGCUGGGGCUGGAUGCUGGACUCUGAUUCCCCCAGAGAGACAGAAGAUCGGGCAGAGGUCAACCAGAAGGCCACAAAGGGCAGUGGACAACAGUGGAGGGUAUACCAAACAGAAAUAAAACGUAGGAAACCUC